This is a messenger RNA of Leptinotarsa decemlineata (Colorado potato beetle), 2120 nucleotides long. RefSeq names its product mitotic spindle positioning protein meduse (gene mdu). The record is from RefSeq and is a predicted model, not a curated record. Lineage: Eukaryota; Metazoa; Arthropoda; Insecta; Coleoptera; Chrysomelidae.
CCGGACCCGGACUAUUAGACAUGGAUAUAACUGUUCAAAAUUUUUGAUGGUAAUUAGUUGUAAUUUGCCAUUGCUAUUCAGAGGAAAGAUAAGAUUAGUUACUAAUACAACAGCUGUGACAACGGUCAUGAUUACUGUGAAGUGAACCGUAGUUAGUGCAAGCGAGCUGAGAAUUUACUAACGAAUAAAUUAUUAUUUUUCUAUAAAUUUCUGAUCAACAAGUGGUUGCCCAUCCGUAUUUGAAAAUGAACGAUUAUAAAGACGAUACUUUGAUUAGAAUUCAGAAUGAAAUUAAAGAAAAUCUGAAAAGGGAGAAAGAGUUGAAGAGCGGUUAUGCAAAGAUAAAUGGACAUGAUCAUAAUAGUUCUUUGGUAAUUGAAUCUAAGGGAAAUUCGAAUUCAAGCACCCUGCGGCGUUUCAUUCCAAACACCAAUACAAAGGGCGUUAUGCAAAAGUUUUUUAAAAGUCGAGGAAAAGUCAAUUCCUUGAAACAAACGGAUUCAAAGGGACAUUUCAUAAAUGAUGCAGCUUUUUGUCCUGCAAAACUGAUUGUGGAAAAGGGUAAACCUCUGAGAAAUGGAUAUAUUCCCACUAAAGAAAAGAUUGUGAAAGAGUUACUUGAUUUCCAGUCUCGUGAAACUGAAUUGAGAAAUGAAAGAAUUAAAUCUCAAUCCGAUUUGAUGACAGCUCUGGAAUUGGAAAGUUCUGAUUUUAAGUGGGGUAAUGGAGUUGGAGACAUUCUGAAGGCUGGAAAAUCUCUUUCUAGUCUUCACCUACUCGAUGAAGAGGAAAUGCAGGAAAAUAAUUUUUCUGCACCAUCUAGUUUGAAGCCGUCACGUUCACUUGCAGCUUUGUGUGAUCUCUCUGAUGAGGAGGUAGAAAUUCCAGGUACACAUUCACUUAUAAUGCAGUUUGAGAAAAUGAGAACUAAAGAAAACUAAGCGAAACACCACCUAAAACAAUGCAAUAGACAAUAUAAAUGUGAUAUAUCUGUCCAAGUUCAUAGAAAAUUUUAAUUCUAUCUAUUUUGCCGUACUAUUUUGAACACUUAUUUAUAAACAAGUAUUUAUUUAUUUAUUUAUUUCAUUAUUUUGUGAAAGGUUUUUGUUGUGAAUAUUGAUUUUUCCAAGUACUUAUUGUUUCAAUAAAUGCAACUACUGUGUUUGAGUAAAGGAAGUUUGUUAAGGCAAUGUAAAAACAUCAGACAUUUAAUCUUCACUUAGUCUUCUAGAAACGUAAAGUUGACUUUCAAUAAGACUGACACUUUUACAUCAAGAAAAUGUAUAUCCACAGUCCCAAAUCUUGAGUAAAAAUUUACAAUUACACACGGUUGUGUGAAUUACAGUUUACUAUGACUAAGCUUUGAGAUUAAUGUUUGGUCCAAUAUUUUAAAUUUUUUUCAAUCUUGUCUGUUGUCUGAUAGUAGUCUCGAGAAAUUAAUGAUAGAAAUGAUGCAGUGCUGACGUAAAUAGUUCCCCCUCUUAACUUUUGAACGCAACAAGAUAUCAUUUUCGUUUUUUUUAUUUUCGAAAAUUGUAUCAGCUGUUCCUGAGUAAUUAGCAGUGUUAUAUAAGUUUUAAGGAUUUACAAACAAAAUAUAAAUUUAAUUUCAAGAAAAAAUGCAUUUCAAACUCACUUCAGUUCAUUCCAGUAAAUGUUUAAAUUGAUCACUAUUCACUUCCUGCUAAUAAUGAAGUUUUUUAAUAAAUUCAUUAUGGAAUGUUUCUGAGAUAAUUUUGUCAGGAGCACCUCUUAUACUUACCAUGAGUUCUGGAGUAUAUCCCUCCGAAGAGCUCAGUAGUUCACCUGAUAUAACGCCUCCAGAUGUUUUUGAGGGAGUAUGUGACACUGAAGUGUACGAUACACAACUACAGUUCAUUUCAGAACUCGUUGAUAGAUAAAGAGAUAUUGUACUGAAGUACUUCAGUACAGUAAGUAAGUAAGUACUGAAAAUCAUACUUACAAAGUGAAUCUUGUUAUUUUGUUGCCUCCAAAAGUGAAGGGGGCAAAGACUUUUCACCUCAGCACUGCAUUCAAAAAUUAUAAAAUACAUUAUUAUGUUUGUGCCUUACAUUGCCAUCGGUGGUCAAUUUUUAUCAUAAUAAAUUAAAUCAAGCAAA